Molecule: messenger RNA, 1408 nt
Organism: Marchantia polymorpha subsp. ruderalis
Lineage: Eukaryota; Viridiplantae; Streptophyta; Marchantiopsida; Marchantiales; Marchantiaceae
Source: the annotation of a GenBank genome assembly
CAACACCUCCCACUUUGCUUGCCCAUUCCUCCUCCCCCUCCAGACCUUCGUAAAAACAGGUCGCUGUUUGUAGUGGGCCUCCCUUUGCAUGACCUCAAUUAAGAACACCAGACGUAUUCUUCUCAAGCCAUUACUCGCACCAAAUUCAUGUACCCAUCUUCGUCAUGAUUUGAACCCUUAGGGUAGCUGGUCGGUGAAUUCUAUGAAUACUGACUGGGAUCGCAAAUGUCUUCAUCUUCUAAGUUCUUCAGGGUAUAGGGCUGAAAUUCUUUAGAGUAUUUUAGAGUAUUGUAAGCCUUCAAUUUGAGUCACAAAGUGUUUAGAGCUACAAUUAGAGCGAUCUUAUCUUCGAUCAGCAACCAGGUUAUAAGCCAAAUUUUGGUGCACCGAGACAUUGAUGCUUGCAGACCACGCUGGCCGGUACUUUAUCAUUCAGAGACAUGAAGCUGUGCAUGUACAAGUCCAAUCUUCCUUCUCACCUCAUGCUUGAUCAUAUAUUGCAAACUUUAGACAAAAGACAUUAUCAAUCUGGACUUUGGCUCACGUCAACAGCUGAGAAUAUGCUCUGCAUUGAUGAAUCCCAAGACUCUGUUUAGGAGUGUAGUUGGAAACCACUGCCCACGGCAGUGGCAAAGGCGUAGGAGGUUCUAAUAUUUUUCGUGGAACUUGCUGUUGAAAUCGUAUCGUGGAUCUAAGAUCAGUAUUUAAAGGAACCGAAACAUGUGGAUUCUUCAGCAGCACAAUUUGAAACCUUUUGCUCAGGAACCUCUUGCCUUUCACAUCUGUUUCAUUCCAUUCCAUUUCAUUACGCUGUUCGUGGUAUAGCCCAGCUUUACUUUCUUAACUCAUCCAUUUCAAGAUGUCUGGCUGCGGAAACUCUGCUUGUUCAUGCGGCGCUGCCUGCAAAUGCAGCACCGGCAACAGCUGCUGCCCCAUGAAAUCCAUGGACACAUUCGAGAACUCCGAGAUGAGAGGCUUUGAGGGAGCCAACGAAGGAUGCAAGUGCGGUGACAAGUGCUCAUGCAACCCUUGCAACUGCAAGUGAGGCAGCAGCAUCAAAAAUUACCACUCAUGUACUUUAUCUCCUUGAAGAAAUUUUAUUACGAAAUCAGAAAAUGGUUUAUUCUCGACAAGAAUUGAGGAGUUAUCUUCGAGAUGAAAGUAGUUCUAUUGUAGAUUUGACGAAAUAAAUAAAGUUGGCAGAAGCAUCUGCUUGAAGUUUCUGUUCAGAGGCUGGUCUUGAAAACUUACUUCAGUGGUGAGAAUGAGACAAUUGGGCCUCGAAGAAUCGGUUAUAGUCCAGAAAAUGGUGUCUGAUUGGAGAGAGUCAUGUAAUAGCGAAAGCGCUGGCGACCACUAAGUAGUAAGUAUAAUUAUGAGUCUGCCAAUGGAGACGUAAUAACAAGCA